UGUUCUUAUAUAUUAAAAUGGAAGUACAAAAAUUUUUAACGUACGUCUAGUGCCUCGAAAAAUAUUUUAUUCAUGCAAAUUUAUUCCUAUUUUUAAUGCAUGUUAACUUGGUUCUUUCCGCCUCUCUUGAUUUUUCGGACAAAAUUUGUUUUUUCAAUUUGGCAGUUAACUCUGCAACCAUGGCGAGUGUUCACGUGCUUUUAAGAAAAGCUGUAGCGCGUACUCUUCUCCUUCGUACCGCUUUUCCUCCGCCCAACCCGAGUUUGGUGAGAAAUUUGCCAUUUUGUUAUUCGAGUUCUAGGGCUUUUUGUUCAGUAAAAAUGUCGAAACCUCAAGUAUUUUUCGACCUUGCUGCUGAUAACCAGCCUUUAGGAAGAGUAGUCAUGGAGUUGCGAGCAGAUGUUGUACCCAAGACUGCUGAGAACUUCCGAGCUCUGUGUACUGGUGAGAAGGGUUUUGGUUUCAAGAGCAGCACCUUCCACAGGGUGAUUCCAGGCUUCAUGUGUCAAGGGGGUGACUUUACCAGACACGACGGUACUGGAGGCAAAUCUAUCUAUGGCAACAAGUUUGAAGAUGAGAAUUUCAUCCUUAAGCAUACUGGAGCAGGUAUUUUAUCCAUGGCUAAUGCUGGUAAAAAUACCAAUGGAUCACAAUUCUUCAUCUGCACAGCCAAGACGACUUGGUUGGAUGGAAAGCACGUAGUAUUCGGUCAGGUCAUUGAUGGUAUGGAUGUCAUCAAGAAAGUAGAGAGUUAUGGAAGUCAGUCUGGCAAGACCUCCAAGAAAAUCACAGUAACAAACUCUGGACAGUUGUAACCCUAAGAUUUUUCUUGGAUUUUUUCUUAUGUUUUGUAAACGUUUUUUAUAAUUAAUAAAUUGACUGAAUGAACGAACAA
Parasteatoda tepidariorum (common house spider) is the source of this 895-nucleotide messenger RNA. Lineage: Eukaryota; Metazoa; Arthropoda; Arachnida; Araneae; Theridiidae. The record is from RefSeq and is a predicted model, not a curated record.